This is a messenger RNA of Oncorhynchus tshawytscha (Chinook salmon), 427 nucleotides long. Its product is annotated as battenin-like. The record is from RefSeq and is a predicted model, not a curated record. Bases 1 to 408 code for a protein of 135 amino acids. Gene Ontology annotation, biological process: regulation of intracellular pH; lysosome organization. Gene Ontology annotation, cellular component: membrane; lysosome. NCBI's taxonomy places the organism in Eukaryota, Metazoa, Chordata, Actinopteri, Salmoniformes, Salmonidae. The transcript is spliced from 4 exons.
AUGGAACUCCUAUAUUUCCCAAACUUCUCUCUCUCCCAUGCAGAGCAGUAUCGCUGGUACCAGACACUGUACCAGGUGGGGGUGUUUGUCUCGCGAUCCUCUCUCUGCUGUGUGAAGUUCAGGAGAAUCUGGGCUCUCUCUCUGCUUCAGUGUGUGAACGCGGUGUUGCUGUUAUUGUCAGUGUACUACCAGUUCCUGCCCAGUGCAUGGCUGGUGUUUGUGAAAGUCCUCUACGAGGGGUUGCUGGGAGGAGCUGCAUACGUCAACACAUUCUACUUCAUCAGCAAGGAGACUGGAGACAGACAGAGGGAGUUUGCCAUGGUGGCAGCCAGUGUAGGAGACAGUCUGGGCAUCGCCAUCUCCGGACUCAUAGCUUUCCCAGUCCACAGAUACUUCUGCUCACUAUGAGAGAUAGUAGAGGGAGAAA